Talpa occidentalis (Iberian mole) is the source of this 671-nucleotide messenger RNA. Its product is annotated as aurora kinase A-interacting protein-like. Gene Ontology annotation, cellular component: mitochondrion. The transcript has a single exon. Gene Ontology annotation, biological process: mRNA processing. Lineage: Eukaryota; Metazoa; Chordata; Mammalia; Eulipotyphla; Talpidae. The record is from RefSeq and is a predicted model, not a curated record.
AUGCUCCUGGGGCGCCUGGCGUCGCGGCUGCUCAGGGCCGGCGCCGCGGUAGGCUGCCACCGGCCCCGGCCCCCCCCCCCCCCCCCGCGCGGCCUGCCCAGCCCGGCCUGCAGGGCCCCUUACAGCGCGCGGCCAGCAGGCUCUUGUGGGGCCAUCUCCCUUCCUGGCAAGGGGGUGCAUCUGGCGCUGGAGGAGAUGCUGGUUCCCAGGAAGAUGUCCAUCAGCCCCCUGGAGAGCUGCCUGACCGCGCGCUGCCUCCUGCCCAGGCUGGAUGCUGGGUCCCGAGGGUGCCCACUCCCGCCCUACGAGUGCCCACCGAGUCAGAAGGGCAGUGGGGCUGAGUAGGGGGGGCAGGCGGAGCGGGACGCUCCCUCGAUGCAGUGCAGAAACGUGCUGAAGAUCCGCCGGCGCAAGAUGAACCACCACAAGUACAGCAAGCUCGUCAAGAGGACGCGGUUCCUGCGGAGGAAGGUGCGGGAAGGACGCCUUCGGCAGAAGCAGGUGAAGUUUGAGAGAGACCUGAGGUGCAUCUGGCUGAAAGCGGGCCUGAAGGAGGCUCCCUCAGGGUGGCAGGCCCCCAAGAUCUACCUGAAAGGCAAAUGAGCCGGGGCCUCCAUCCCUCCGCUGCCCGGCACAGACAGCCUGCUGUAAUAAAUACCUGGGGGCCAGCU